This is a messenger RNA of Diachasma alloeum, 5303 nucleotides long. Its product is annotated as protein FAM13A. The transcript is spliced from 10 exons. Gene Ontology annotation, biological process: signal transduction. The record is from RefSeq and is a predicted model, not a curated record. NCBI's taxonomy places the organism in Eukaryota, Metazoa, Arthropoda, Insecta, Hymenoptera, Braconidae. Bases 957 to 3626 code for a protein of 889 amino acids.
GAAGACCAGUCGAAGACGCUUGCACGUCUGUGGUCCGGGAUAAUUAAGAAAACAAACGUCAUUUCCGUUUAUAAACAGAAACGGGUGAAUAACAUUCAUUAUCCCGAGGGUAUUUUUUCAAGUGAUUGUUGCUGAGGGUUGUCGUGCCGCAUGUGGAGGUUUACGUGAAUCACUGAAGUGAUAGUUUUGGCAUGAGUGGAGACGGAGAGCCCAGGAAAUUGAUAAGUACAUCGAGGCGGUUGAUGUAAACCGGAGAAGGAUGCGAGGGCAGGGAAGAAAAUUGUCUUGGUGACCGGGUGGUAGGUGUCCCUUGAUUAGUGGGGGUUGAAGGCUGUCAAGCUGAAUUGCUAAAAACUCCAAAGUAGGUCAGUGAGAGAGUAGUAGAUCAGCACAAAGUCGGCUGUACCCUCGAUGCUUACUCUACGCCUGGUGUCUACGCACUUUUUGAAGCAGCCAUAGGGUGUUAUCCGUCGCCUCGGAAGCGAUAAAAAAAAAUAUUGUCGAUAUAAUGUGUCGUGAUAGAGACAUGAACCACGAGCACUUGUUAAUAGCCAACAAUUAUCACCUGGAUCGAUGAGCUAUUGAUUUUUAUCGAUCUAAUUACACUGAACUGAGUGGAUAAAACAUCGAGUUGUUAACAGGAUUACUUGGAAAAGUCGUCGGUAAUCUUGUAAAGUAUUCCUCUGUAAUCCAAUUUAGGGAGAAUUCACUGUUCUCACGAUUAGUUUUGCCGGUGUUUUGGUACCUCGAUGUAUUGUCAUCCUGUGACUAUUGGACGAUAUCGAUAUUUUUCGAAGUGAAUUGUCGUUGUUUCGGGAAAAUUUCACUCGGGAAAAUUUCAAUUUUGCUAACUGCCGUUGAACACGGCUCACGGAUCGCUUGUGAUAUACUUCAAUCUGUGGAGAGCUGCGAAAGAGUGCAUUUGCGGCAGUGGGUCGCGGUGCAGACGGACUGGGAUGAGACGCCCGCAGCAGGAAGUACAUCAACAUCAAAGUCAUUGUCAGGGAUCUCCGCCCGAGAGUCCGAUUGAACCGCGUCAACGGAACACCAACGUCAAGGACGAGUCGCGAUUGGCGCGUGUGAAACGCGUGCUGACAGGUUCCCUCCUCGGUCGCGGUAUCAGCAGUGCCGAGUCUAAACGGGUGUUCGGGGCUCGACUGGAGCUUGUUGACUCCUACCUGGACACUGGUGUUCCCUACGUGGUGCAUCGGCUCUGCGGGUACAUCGAGCAUCACGGCUUCCAGAGCGCGUCGGUCUUUCGUCUCUCGGGGGGCAGUCCUCGGUUGACUGAGCGGCUCAGGGCGGCUUUCGAGAGACGGGGCGAUGCCGAUCUCGAGGGGGCAGCAUGCCCCUCAACUGCGGCCACUAUGCUGAGGCAGUACCUCAAGGAACUGCCACAGCCACUCGUUCCCUCCUCCCUCGUUGCUCAGCUCAUUCAUAUCCACGGCCAAUAUCACUCGAAUAAUCGAGAGACCUGGAUAGAACGGACACACCAGCUUCUGCUGAGUCUCCCCCCAUCGCACUAUCGCCUCUUCGGGUACUUGGCGAAUUACCUCAGCAAGUAUGAAGCUCGCCACGGCAGAAGCUCCGGUGUUUGCGGGGUAUUUGCACCGGUUGUACUACCCCACGUACCACCAGCCACCACUCUCCUCCGGGACAUCCUCGCCGAGGCAGCCAAGCUGUUCCCAGGCUGUGUCAAGGAUUCGGGAAGUUAUUCGACUGUCGUUGCGAACGAUAAUAGGGACAGCAAGGAUACCAAGGAGCAGAACGAGGUUUCCGAGCAGACGGGGGAUAACUUGCAUUGCGCGCUGAAACCGCGCAAGCGAAAGGAACACUGCGAGUCCUGUUGCCAAGAGAGAAAACUCAUCAGAAGCAAUAGUGAGGAACAAAUCUUGGACAAAAACACUUCGAAUGCAGUAGAAACGAUCCGAAGAGUCAAUAGUCACGAAGAUUUCAACAGCGAUAAACAUCUCCAUAUUUUAACGCAUUUACCUCAACUUGGAGCGGACAUGGGGCACGGAGUGAGAUGCGGAGGUCUGCCCCUCCACGAGAGAACCAACGUCUCACCAGUCUCCAAGCCCUCGCCCUUGCCCUCCCCCUGCGACAUCCUCCUCGCAGCUGAGCGGCUCGAGUGCGAUGUGGAGAGACUCCGCAGCACCGAGAGGUUCAGCCGUAGUCUGACCCCCCGCUGUCUCCGGGUAAAUCGUCGACGGCGAGUCCACAAGGGUCUCAAGGUCGAUCAAAACUCCACCAAGGAGAAUGAGCAGGAACUAAUUCCAGAGCUUUACAUUGAAUCCUCGACGGAGAACAAUAGCAGUGCAGACGAGACAACAGGACCUAGUUUCCUCGACCUCUUGAGCAGUGGUCCCUCUCGUUCCCCGUCGCCGGUGCGUGCGCGCUCCCUAGACCACGAGGACUCCAACAACCCAGUCCCCACGAACUGGGGUUUCACGAUGCGCCAAACCGACCCGGAGAGUGGGCCGGCCACCGAGGACGAGAAAGAGCCCACGGAGUCGAUGCUGUCCCCCCGGAACUCCUUGCUGAUCCCCCGGAGGUUCUACUCCGAGGUGGACGGGACCCCAACGAUCCCCAGCCCCUCGGAACUGGGUCUGAAGACCCUCACGAAGCACAUAAACGGUCUCAAGAAGAAAAUAAAGAAGUACGAGGACGAGUUCGAGGAGAAUUUUGGGUAUCGUCCCACUCACUCCGACAAGAUGAGCAAUCGGGACAUCAAGAGACUGUGUGGAGAACUCAAUAAACUCCGAAAGGAGUAUAAAUUGUUGAAGGAGGACCCCAUAAGUGCACUGAGAGCCAACGUCAAACUGACCAAGUCCUCCAGCCUGAAUGGAAGGAAUCAGGAGAAUUCUCCUGUGAACAAUAACAACAGUCAGGAGUUCAAGUCCAGGGCGACGUUGAUGGAGGACAUGGUGAAGGAGGUGGAGAGGAAGCUGAGUGAGAAGAGGGUCAAGUACGACAGGCCUGAUAACAUGGAGGAGAUGUCGUACGAGCAGCUGCUGGACGAGAAGACUGCGGUGCAAAAGGCACUUUUGCAUAUUGAGGGGGCUUUUGGGAGGCCUGUGGCCAAGGAGGACAGGGCCAUGGUGCGAGAUCUUUACGACAGAUAUCGAUCCUUGAAGAGAUUGCUGAUCAGAGCUGGAUCAAGCAAGAAUAAAGACAGUAUAUCAGAGCUGGCGACGAUCCUGGAGCACGAGGCGAUGGACUUCACGUCGUCUUCGUUGCCUGGGAACUCUGGGGACUGCGACAGGAGAGCCAGUGAGCCUGACAUGUCUCAUCGGGGCAUUCUGGAUUGCAUUGACACUCCCGACCAGUUGCCAACGGACAGCGAUAGCCAGCACAGCAGCAGUGAGGGCAGUAGGGGGGGCAUUGGGGAGAGCCUGCACGCCAUGCCUCAGGAGGACUUGGUGGCCCAGCAGAGGGUCAUGCGGGAGGAGAAGAAGAGGCUGAGGAGGGCUCUCAAGGAACUGGAGGCACAGUUUGAAGCACGCGCUGGACGCAGAAUGCAGAGGGAGGACAGGGGCCCUCAUGUACAAACUGUUUAUGAGUCUUAUAAACAGACUAAGGCCAAACUCAGACUAAUCGACGCUCUACUCGCCAAAACUGCCUAAUUCGUGGAGGUGGGGAUGUGGUAAAACGUGAGAGGAAAUUUACAGGUUUAUACAUCUUGGUGAAUGGGAGAUUAUCUCGUUGAUGAGGGAUUUUAGAAGAAAAUGUCAAGAGAAUUCGGAGUUUUCCCCUGAAAUCAUUCAGUAAGAGGAUAGUUUCAUAUUUGAGAAUGCACUUUAGGGGAGAAUUUCACAAAAAAUCCUUGAUUUUUUCUCCCAAAAUCACUUGGUAACAAGUUAAUUUCACGUUCAAGUAAAUGAUCAGACGAAUUUAUGAGAACAAGUGCAUUUUUCGAAUUUGACCUGAUGAAUAUUAAAUGUUCUCACUAGUGAAUCAUUUGAGGGGAAAUAAUCGUAAAAAAUCCUUCGAUUUUUUUCCCAAAAUCAUUAUCUCAUCAAUGAAUCCUAUCACGUUUUACCAAUUCACUACCAAACAUUCAAUUUCUCCCAUUAUCUCGUUAAUUCUCGCUGAUUACUCCUCUAAUUUUCAUUAUUUAAACAUGCCAUUUGUUUAUUUAUUACGACAAUAUCGAAAUUGGGGAGACAAAUCCCCAUUAUUCAUUAAAAAUUCGUGAGCUUGGAGAUUAGUGCAUGUGACCUAGAGUCUAAUUAAAAAUUAGAGAAGAGAGAGAUUAUUUUUCAAUGCUGCAAUCUGAAUAUUAUCUAUGAAGAUAUAUUAUUACGCGUUGACUCCUAUUAAUUAUUAUUAUUAAUGAUUGAUUAAUUGAUAUAGAGGAACCAAAAUAAGCGCAACACAUUGCGAUUGCCACGAGGGCCUUUUUUCGUGAUCAAAGUGAAAAUAUGUUACGACAUUUUGAGAUGUUAUUUUUUAUUUUGUGGCUCCUAUUGUUUCUUAAUCUAUACCAAAGCAUCUUUUAGUCUGUGAUAAACCACUUGGCACGUGUUGGAUAAAUUUUUGUCGCAGGGAGGAGGUAAUGUGGUGAAAUUUAUGAGGAGUUUUUUGUACGAAAAUAAUUCUCUCUAUGAGUAAUACAAGCAACAGCAGUAAUUUUUAUCGAAAAAGUUAAGAGAAUAGCUGAAAAACGUUUAAAAUAUUCAUUAAACUUUUGUAUGUAACGUCACAGAUAAUCCUGUAUUGAUUUCGUCAGAAUGCGAAUUAAAAAAACAUUAAUUGAACACGAAAUAGCUCGUUGCAGUUGAGAAUUCUAGUGGUUUAGGCUUAUAAAUUUUAUAUCAUAAGAUUGAAUGAUAAUAUAGUUUUGUCGAAGUUCGGUAGUUGUAGGCAGAGAGUUGAAAUGUUUUUUUCUUCAGAUGAGAAAAUAUAAGUUACGAGUAAUGACAGAUUUUUUAUUGAAUUUAUUAAUUCGACAUAUCUAGAACUCAGCGCAGAUUCUCUCUGCUAUUGGAGCUCCAGUAGACGACGGAGAUUACUUAAUAACCCACAGUCAUUGAUGGAUAAUAAUACAUAGAUUAACUGAUAAUUAAACAUUAAAAGAGAACCCGGAAAAUGGAAUGUAGAUCUUGAAUGUCUCCCACGACUGCUGAAUCAUUAUCACCUUCGACACGAGAUUAAUCGUGGGAGAAAAUAAAUAUUGACGAUGUUUGCUCGUUGUUAUACAUAUGUGUUGGAUAAAUGUAUAUAAAAAUAUAUGUAAACAUCUUAUACAUAAACUAUAUAUUCUAUAUGAGCGAGGAUGAAAUAAAUCAUCUGCACUUGGA